Molecule: messenger RNA, 1549 nt
Organism: Dermatophagoides farinae (American house dust mite)
Lineage: Eukaryota; Metazoa; Arthropoda; Arachnida; Sarcoptiformes; Pyroglyphidae
Source: RefSeq, a predicted model, not a curated record
UAUUUAAGUGAAAAUUUUGUUUUGUGUUACAUCGUCAUUUUCUUGGACUAUGAAGCCGAUUCCAGAAGAAUUGAAACGAAGAUUGUUUAGUUGUCGCCGGAACGUUUCAUGUUUAGUUAUCCGAAAAUGGGAUAUUGAACGAACCGAAAAAUUACGUGACGAAUUAAAUGGUUUGAAUGAAGAAUUAUUUAAUCUGUUGGAAGAUGACGAAGAUGUACCUGAAGAUUUGAUAUCAAAGAUGUCGGAAUAUAAUGUCAAAUUGGAUUGUUAUUUAGAAAUGUUGAAAAAUACGAAUACGAAUUCAACAUCUAAUCAGACUAAUCAUUCAAACGGUGAUGAUGAUCUUGUGAAUAAUUUAUCCGGUAUGUCAAUUACGAAUUCGAAUAAUAAGAUCAAAACAGAUCAAUUGCCAAAUUUUGAUGGCAAAUAUGUUAAUUGGAAUUCCUACAAGGUUAUGAUUGAAAAUUUGUUAAUUAAUAACAUGUUGGUAUCGGAAGAUCUGAAGAAAUCUAUGUUAUUAAAAACAGUAAAAAACGAACCAGCUAGAAUGAUCACAAUUUUUAUUGGUCAAAAUUUGCCGUUAUCUGAAAUUUGGGCUCGUAUUUGCACAAAGUAUAAUGAUCCGCAACGAGCAAUUCUUGAGAUCAAGAAUGAACUGAAAUCGAUACCAGAAAUCAAAUCUGAAAAUGAAGUCGAUAAUCUGAAAAAAGCAAAAGAUAUUGUGGAAAAUGCUAAUCUAGCUAUCGAUAGUAUUCAAACGAAUGCUCAAUUUUACACAACAAAUCUUAUUCAGGCCGUAGCUAAUAAAUUUUAUUAUCGGGCACAAAGAAAAAUGUUGGCAAAAAUUAAGAAAUUUUCGGAUUUGGUAAGCUACAUUGAUGAAUUAUAUGAAAAUGCGUUACAAUAUGAUUACAACAAAAUUCGAAAAGAUGAAGCAUCGAAAAAAUUUGAUCAACCGAAGAAAAAUCUUAGUACAGCAGCAAUCACAACUGAUUGUUGCUAUGUCUGUAACAAAAAUCAUAAGAACAAUUUUGAAUGCUUGAAGAAUUGUGAUGUAAAGACAGUAGCUGAUAUCAUAAAAUCAAAAGGUAUUUGCUACAGAUGUCUAAAAAAAGGCCACUUUAGUAAAAAUUGUCCAAUGGUUUCGAAAAUUAGUUGUGCAACAUGUCAUCGUAAACAUGUAACAGAGAUGCACGAUAUUGUUAAUGAAUUAUUUCAGACGAAACCUAAAGAAAUUGAUAAUUCGAAACCAUCAACAAGUGAAGAAGCUAAUAGUACUGCUGCUAUAUAUUGUGCUGAACAACCUGAAAAUGUUUUUAUAAUUUCAGAAGUAUCAAAACAUGAUAAUCGACCAAUGUAUUAUGGUUCGUGUAAUGGCAUUAACAGUCGUAUGUUAUUGGACAAUGGGUCGAAUAUAUCUUUAAUUGAUGAAGAUUUAAUAAUAGGAAAUCAAAAUAAAUCAAAUGAAAAUUUUACGAUUUUUCUUCGUCGCCGUUGGGAGGAACGACUACAAGCAAUCAAAAAAUUUUGUUUGGAGUUCGAAGUUUAG